UAUAUAUUAGUAUUAUUUAUUUAUUUUCGGGAAUCUUGGGUGCUUUGCACGUCUGGUGAGUCUUGAGUAUGAAGGACAUUUCCAGGACAAAUAAUAAUGCACUCUGAAAUGGGAAGAGAAAUGCAAAUUCGAGUAGGAUGGAUUCAUAACGGGUUGACCUCUGUAGUGGAGUUUUAUUUAUUUAAAAGCCGAAAACAGUUUGUGACCUGGUUAGACAGUGCAGCAGAAAAACUAGUAGAACAGCUACAUCACGAGCUCCCCCUUCCCCUGUCAUAUCAGUCAAUUGUGCUCAUCGCGGCAACACGGCCAAGAAUCGUCCGUUGCAAAACACCGCAGCGCAGAGAGAACAGAAGAAAGCAAGCAAAGAAAAAUGAGCAGCAGGCUCCCCUGUGAUCCGCAUCCGAGGACGACGAAGAAGGCGUCGGCAUCCGCCGCGGCGGUGCAGCUCCUGCUGCGCCACCACGGCGCCGGCAAGGACGAGAGCAUCGAGUUCUUCUCCGCCCUCUCCGGCCAAACCGACGAGAAGGCCGCCGAUCGGCGGGGAAAGGCGAAGCUCAGGGCGGAGGUCGGGAAGCAUGACUAUGACUGGCUCCUGACUCCUCCGGCGACGCCUCUCUCGUGCUCCCCUGCGCUGAGCCGGCUGACGAGGGCCACAUCGGCGUCGAACGCCAAGAGCAAUUCGCCGCUGUCCCGGGCACGCCGGGAUAAGGGGAGCAGCUCGUCGCUCAACGCGACGGUGCUCGCGUCCUCGUGUCGCCCGCCGCACGUCAGGAGGACUCUGUCGUCGGCGUCUUCCUCGUCGUUCAAAGCCACGAGCAGCGCGUCCGGGAAGUCGACGCCGGCGACGAGCCCCCGCCCGCCAGCUGCUGCUGCCGCCUGUCGGCCCCCUCCCCAGGAUAAAACACACGGACGACGGCUGUCCUCCGGCUCCGGUGGUGCCAGCCAACCCAAGGGAUCGUCGUCGUCGCGGCCACGCGCUCCCACGACCGGCGCCUCCAGCCCCAAGUCAACUACCAGAGCAGCGUCAGAGCAACCGGCGCUGACCAGACGUGGCGCCAACGCCGUGGCACGUUCGAGGUUCGCGGGCCAGCUGAGUCAUGAUGCAGUGUCAACGGCUCAUGCCGUGCCGCCCAGUAUGGUCAAGACGCGACCCGUGCCGGCGACCGUGAAGCAGAGGAGCCACGGCAACGGCACGGCCACAUCCCUGGCGACCGCUGCCUCCCGGAGCGCGCCGAGAGGGGACUUGCUAGCCAGCAAAAGAUUAUCAAGCAGCGGUGUCGACGGCCGAAAGAUCCACGACGAGAAGGCCGCACACCGUCGAACCGUGGGGUUCGGCUCAUCCGCCGUGAGCACGCGCCGUUGUCUCGCGAAGAGCGACUCUCGGAAGCUCACGGUGAAGGAGGGCGCCCAGCAGCGGAGCGUCCGAUCCGCAGCGUCCGGAAGCCACCUAGGGUCCGCGGCCACGGUCUCGGACGCCAGGGGCCGCCGGCGGUCCACGGCUGGGAAAGCCAACAAGGUCGCGGUCGCGGCCGCCGCGCCCGACGCGUUCCCGAGCACGCGGUACGACGCCAUGCUGCUGCGGGAGGACCCCAAGAACCUCACGUGGCUGAACGGAUGCGGGGAGGACGACGAUGACGGUGAAGACGGGAGCUGCGGCGCAGGCUUGGUCGACGGCUCGCUGGAGCCGUUCCACGUGUGACGAGCGGCACAGGGGCGGGAUACUGAAAUUGGCGCUGACUUGUUGGUAAUCAUGUUCCCUCCGUUCCAUAUUAAUCGUGCUCAAACGGUGUAUCUAGCAUUGAAAUACAUGUAGAUACAUCCAUUUCAUAUACAAGUAAUAUGAAGCAGGAGUACCUUCAUUACUUUUUAGUCUCCAUAUAGCUUUUAUCCGAAUUCUAAGUAUCUCUAUUUUGACCAAACUUUUAGAAAAAAAUACCAAUAUUUGCAAUACCAAAUGAAUAUUUUUAGAUUCAUUAUGCAAUGGAGUUCCAUAUUAUGUAUAUUUGAUAUUGUAAAUAUUGAUUUUUUAAAUAUAAAUUUGGUCAAAGUUUGUAAAAUUUGACUCGGCACAAAUCUUAUAAUCGAGAGCCAGCAGACGCAAUUUUGCUUUGGGUUUGUGCCAGAGUUAAAUGGGCAUCUUUCAAGGCCAUGUAUAAUGAAAGGUGCUUGAUAAAAUAAAUUAAGUUCUUUAAACGACUAGCUUCUACAAAAAAAAGUCGAUGCUUAAGAAUAUUUCUCUAAGCAUCUUCUCUAAACAUCUUGUAUUGUAUUAGGUCUAACUAUGUUUGGCUUGAACGGCCGUGAUCUGCGUCACAUCGUCAUCACCCAACGGUAAGGGUCGGCGGCAAUAACUUGUUCACUAUUUGCUUUUCUAUGGUCAGACCUUUUUUUACAGCUGUUUAGAUCAAACUAGUCAUCUGUAUUUGCAUCACACUCCUAGUACUAGACCCUCAGUUUCAAAAUAAUUAAAAUUUUAGAUUGUCUUAAGUUAAAUUUGCUUAAGUUUGUUCAAAUUUAUAGAAAAAUGGGUUCUUUGUGUCAAGUUGGCGUGGCUUGUGUAGCUUUCCUUUCCCCUUUCGCAAGGCGACUAGAAAAACUCUUCCUCCCC
This is a messenger RNA of Triticum aestivum (bread wheat), 2608 nucleotides long. Its product is annotated as mucin-19. Gene Ontology annotation, biological process: cortical microtubule organization. Gene Ontology annotation, cellular component: cortical microtubule. Lineage: Eukaryota; Viridiplantae; Streptophyta; Magnoliopsida; Poales; Poaceae. Bases 371 to 1699 code for a protein of 442 amino acids. The record is from RefSeq and is a predicted model, not a curated record. The transcript has 4 exons.